AGGAUCUUUUAUUGUUAUGCAUUCCUUCCACGGUGAAAGUCACCCAAUUAUUUUCGUUUAAAAGACUAAAUCCGUAAGCACCGGCGUUAGAUAUGCAAACCUGUCCUUCAUUUCUCUUUUGCUCUCUCUGAGUUUCUCUCCAGAUGUUAUCGUAAAGUUUACGAAACCAAAUUGUGAAAACCGACACAGAGUUUGAAACAAAUUCUUUGUUUUAGAGCAUUAGAAGAAGUAUCUGAUACAGCUCCAACGGUGAGAAUCCUCAACGAAAGUUUCAUUGAGGUUGGAGCUGUGGUUUCCGAUGAGUUAAUAGUGCUGGAUCCAAAUCGAGGAGGUGGUGAUUACAGGACGGAGAAAAUGAGUGAGACCGAGCGGUUUCAACUUGGCACCAUCGGUGCAUUGUCUCUGUCAGUGGUUUCGUCGGUGUCGAUCGUGAUUUGCAACAAGGCACUUAUUAGUACUCUAGGUUUCACUUUUGCUACAACUUUGACUAGCUGGCAUCUUCUAGUCACAUUUUGUUCCCUUCAUUUGGCAUUAUGGAUGAAACUGUUUGAACACAAGCCUUUCGAUGCACGAGCUGUAAUGGGCUUUGGAAUUCUUAAUGGGAUCUCUAUUGGACUCUUGAAUCUUAGCCUGGGUUUCAACUCUGUUGGUUUCUACCAGAUGACAAAGCUGGCUAUCAUUCCUUGUACCGUUCUUUUAGAGACUCUUUUCUUUAGGAAGAAAUUUAGUAGGAAUGUCCAGCUCUCACUUUCCAUCCUCCUCUUGGGUGUUGGAAUUGCAACUGUGACUGAUCUGCAGCUCAAUGCUCUGGGUUCUGUUUUGUCAAUGCUCGCAGUUGUUACUACAUGCGUUGCUCAGAUUAUGACCAACACCAUCCAGAAGAGGUUUAAGGUUUCUUCAACCCAACUUUUGUAUCAGUCUUGCCCCUAUCAAGCCAUGACCUUGUUCAUUGUUGGUCCAUUUCUAGAUGGGCUUCUGACUAAUCAGAAUGUUUUUGCUUUCAAGUAUACACCUCAAGUGUUGGUAUUCAUUGUCCUCUCCUGCCUGAUUUCUGUCUCUGUUAACUUCAGUACAUUUCUUGUAAUUGGAAAGACAUCUCCUGUCACCUAUCAGGUCCUAGGCCAUCUGAAAACAUGCCUAGUUCUGGCUUUUGGUUAUGUUUUACUUCGGGACCCAUUUAGCUGGAGAAACAUUCUUGGGAUCCUGAUUGCUGUUGUUGGAAUGAUACUGUAUUCUUACUGCUGCACUCUCGAGAGUCAGCAAAAAGCCAGUGAAGCAUCUGUACAGUUAUCACAGGCAAAGGAAAACGAGUCUGAUCCUUUAAUUGGUGUGGAAAAUGGAACUGGGAUUGUGAAUGAUGGUGUUGUCCCAACAGCCCCAGUCUGGAGCUCAAACAAAGAUCUUCAUGCAUAAAGGUUUCUCUGAUCUUCAUUAAUCCACACGUGGGACAGAUAAACAGUACUGUUCCAGAAAUGGAGAUGUCAGGAACGAGGGGAUGGUCUUAAUGAAGUUCAUCUACUAAUGGGAGAGUUGUGGUUUAUUUAGAUAACAGGGAAUCAGUAUUAUAAUAGUUAGCAUAGUUGAAAGAAAAAUACAUUUGUUUUGCUUGAAGUUUUGUCUUCCAUUAUUAUAUGAACCAGGUGCACCAACAAGCAAUUUCUCUAGUUGGAUGCAAUGCAGUUAAUUUGUCAGUUGGUAUCAUUGUUCUUGAAUACUGGGUAAAGAAAGAUGAUUUGUUAGGAUUAAUUACUUUCGAUAACAAAAUUAUUAUUUUCUUUGUGAUCUGUGAUGAAAAUGAAGACUUGCAACUUCCCUGAUCAAGUCACUUGUGUCUCAAUUAGAUGAUGUAUUCAU
Molecule: messenger RNA, 1854 nt
Organism: Telopea speciosissima
Lineage: Eukaryota; Viridiplantae; Streptophyta; Magnoliopsida; Proteales; Proteaceae
Product: UDP-xylose transporter 3
Exons: 8
Coding region: 355-1413 (352 amino acids)
Cellular component (GO): Golgi apparatus
Molecular function (GO): UDP-xylose transmembrane transporter activity; antiporter activity
Source: RefSeq, a predicted model, not a curated record